AACGAAUGGACGUUACUCCUCUCAAAGCAAGUUGGGGCACAUAUCAUAUACAGAACAUGAGGAAGAAAAGUAGGGAUUUAACUGAAUCAGUGUGCUGAGACUUAAAAUAUUUAAGGAAUCAAAUGUUUAUCGAUUGUUUUUCGAGUCGUCGAUCAUGCCUUUCUUGCUGUUCAUUGCUAGACGGAAACUUUUGAAAAUACAUUUGUCAUUGUGAAGACAAUGAAUCGUUUGAAUGUGCGUGUCAGUCAAAGUGUUAGUAAUCCAAGUGGACUAAAAAUGACAGCAUAUAUCUAUCUUUCAACAUAAAUAUUUGAGAUCAGGUUAUUUUGAAGCUUAUAGUGGGAGAAGAGAAAAUUUUGGAUUCAAAGUUCAGAAUGUAUCCUUGAUGGGCAGAAGGGCAGCAGCAUUAUUUAGCAUGCAGACGUGAAAACAGCAGGAAAAAGACCGCCCCUUGAAGAGGGUAAUGAUGAGCUGACACUUGGUCACUCAAACUACUUACUCAGAAUCAAAAUACUCCCUUGAAAACAUCCAUGAUGAACAAACAUCAGUCAAAGAUGUCUUUGAAAGAUGUGUGUUUAGACUCUGUUUUUGAUCCUAGUCCCUUCCCUCAUGGUGAUGCAAAACAACAACAGUUGGCAGGAAGAAAGAUGCCUGCUUCACCAGAUGAUGUCCAUCCUCUUCCUUUGAAUGUACAUGCUCAGAGCCACAGUGCUGAAGGUAUCAGGACAUUAUCCAGACUUGGUAUAAAAGAAGGGGCGUACCAUCCGAGCCCCAGGCAAGUGCCCCACAGUCUUCUGAAUUGUGGAAGCAGUCUGCAUUCUGAUGCAUACCUUCGACAAGCUCUUACCAGUCCUUACACCAGAAGGACAAAAGAUACAUUGUUUCCAAGUUCUAAAGAUGGUACAAAUAACAUGAUGGCUGCCAGUCCAUAUGUAGCAAAUGUUAGGACUACAGGUUUCUUAAAAAAAGAUGAUGGAACAAACCAUGUGAAGUAUGGAGAGACUUCUAGGCAUGAGAUUUUUAAGACACCAAUAAGGAAAGAAGAGACUAUACAACAGAAGUAUAGACCAAAUCAUGAGAUGUCUCCACCCUCAUCAGUGUCAUCUGACAGCAGCUCUUGGAGUCGUCACUGCUCACAUAACCCAUUUGAAAUAGGAUCUGAUCGCCUACAUUUCCCCAUGUUCAGUCCUGGAUUGCUUCACACAGUAUCCACACCAUCAAGUACUGAGGGAGGGUCAUUCAGAUGGAAUAUUGAACACCUUGCUGAAUUGCGACCAGUACACAUUGAUGAGAAGGACAUCAAACGACAGCUUGCAAGAUAUAGAAGCUGUACAGAAGAACAAUGGGUGGAUGGAGGCUUCAGAUAACAUCAUCGAAAAAAGCAGCAGCAGAAAGAGUCGGGGUAGAAAGCAGAGAGAACAAAACUAAAUGCUAGGAUAUUUCAAGGAGGUGACAACUGCGUUUCUGUGGCCUGUGAAUUUUCUGGAAUUUACUGUAUUAUUAUGGCAGAAUUGUGUAGCUACGUUUCUUCGUUGGAAUUUGGCAUGCUGAACAGCUGUAUAGAUGUUUUAUUCAUUUUUGGAAAAUCACCUUGGAUUAUCCAGCUUUUUUGCUGCACUGUAUCAGCCUCUGUAUACCAAACUGUGUGCUAAUUCCCCCUCCCUCCCCCCACCCCCCGCAACCAGUUCAUCACCUAUUUUCUGAUGGAAAAAAGAGACUUACAAGAAACUGAAUUUAAAAACUGUGACAUCGUUAUUAUCCUCAUCUUCAGUUAAGGGCAGGCAGCUGAGGUAAAAAUUUUCUUUUAUGUUUUAUGGGAUAGAGCAUAUUUUUGCAGUCACCUUAAUUUUAAAAAAAUUUGGUCUACACAUCUGUACUACACUAGUUGCCCCUCCGUAUUCGCAAAAAAUGCACUCUUCUUUCAAAAGGUCUUUAGAUAUUUAUCUCUUUCUUGAACC
Molecule: messenger RNA, 1958 nt
Organism: Pomacea canaliculata
Lineage: Eukaryota; Metazoa; Mollusca; Gastropoda; Architaenioglossa; Ampullariidae
Exons: 5
Coding region: 531-1367 (278 amino acids)
Biological process (GO): regulation of mitotic nuclear division; activation of protein kinase activity; regulation of mitotic spindle organization
Cellular component (GO): cytoplasm; nucleus
Molecular function (GO): protein kinase binding
Source: RefSeq, a predicted model, not a curated record